Micropterus dolomieu (smallmouth bass) is the source of this 1584-nucleotide messenger RNA. It is a transcript of the gene chrm5a, whose product is annotated as cholinergic receptor, muscarinic 5a. Lineage: Eukaryota; Metazoa; Chordata; Actinopteri; Centrarchiformes; Centrarchidae. Bases 1 to 1584 code for a protein of 527 amino acids. Gene Ontology annotation, cellular component: dendrite; synapse; plasma membrane. The record is from RefSeq and is a predicted model, not a curated record. Gene Ontology annotation, molecular function: G protein-coupled serotonin receptor activity; G protein-coupled acetylcholine receptor activity. Gene Ontology annotation, biological process: chemical synaptic transmission; G protein-coupled receptor signaling pathway, coupled to cyclic nucleotide second messenger; adenylate cyclase-inhibiting G protein-coupled acetylcholine receptor signaling pathway. The transcript has a single exon.
AUGGAAGGAGAGAACAUACUGAACUCCACUGUAAAUGCCAGUACAAUGGAUAGCCACCUAGUUCCUCACAGUCUCUGGGAGGUGAUCACUAUUGCGACUGUGUCAGCUAUAGUCAGUCUCAUCACCAUUGUGGGGAAUGUCCUGGUGAUGCUCUCCUUUAAAGUCAACAGCCAGCUAAAGACAGUGAAUAAUUACUACCUGCUGAGUCUGGCAGCUGCUGACCUCAUCAUAGGCGUUUUCUCCAUGAAUCUGUAUACCUCUUACAUACUGAUGGGCUAUUGGGCCUUAGGGAACCUCGCCUGCGAUCUGUGGUUGGCGGUGGACUAUGUAGCCAGUAACGCCUCAGUCAUGAACCUGUUGGUGAUCAGUUUUGAUAGAUAUUUUUCCAUCACCAGACCUCUGACCUACAGGGCCAAACGGACUCCCAAACGAGCCGGGAUCAUGAUAGGUUUGGCCUGGCUGGUUUCACUUAUCCUUUGGGCCCCCCCUAUUCUAUGCUGGCAGUACUUUGUAGGAAAAAGGACUGUCCCUGAGAGGCAAUGCCAGAUCCAGUUUUUCUCUGAGCCUGUGAUAACCUUUGGGACAGCAAUUGCUGCCUUUUAUAUCCCUGUAUCUGUCAUGACAAUCCUAUACUGUCGAAUCUACAAGGAGACAGAGAAGAGAACCAAAGAUCUGGCGGAGUUGCAGGGGAUUAACUAUCCCACAGAACCUGGGGUCACCCAGCCUCAGAAGACCAUUAUCAGAUCCUGUUUUAGCUGUAAAUUAAGAUCGGCUUCAAAUGACAGGAAUCAAGCCUCUUGGUCUUCCUCCAGCAGAAGCAAUGCUGCCAAAUCAGCAGCCACCACCAAUGACGAGUGGUCCAAAGCUAGUCAGCUGACCACCUUCAACAGUUACGCCUCCUCCGAGGAUGAAGACAGGCCUGUGUCUCCAGGUGGAUUCCAGGUGCCCUCCUUCAGGAACCAGGCUUGUGAGACCAUCAAGACUGGGGUGGGCAGCGAGAACGAGCAGCUCAGCAGCUAUGAAGAGGAUAGCUUCUUCCAGACACCACCCAAAAGUAACUCUCAGAGGAGUAGCAAGUGUGUGUCUUACAAGUUCAAGCCUGUGGCCAAAGACACUCACGUGGAACACCACAGCAAAAACGGAGACACCAAAAUGGCUUCGUCAACGUUCUCCUCGGCUGAGUCCAUGAGCGUUCCAUCCACCUCGUCGGCAUCUAAGCCCAUAGACGCCACGCUGAAGAACCAGAUCACGAAGAGGAAGCGGAUGGUGCUGAUCAAGGAGAGGAAGGCAGCUCAGACUCUCAGUGCUAUCUUGCUGGCCUUCAUCCUAACAUGGACGCCUUAUAACAUCAUGGUGCUUAUUUCCACCUUCUGCUCAGACUGCAUUCCCCUCUCGCUCUGGCAUCUGGGCUACUGGCUGUGCUACGUCAACAGCACCGUCAACCCCAUGUGCUACGCGCUUUGUAACAAGACUUUCCAGAAGACCUUCCGUAUGCUCUUACUUUGCCAGUGGAAGAAGAAAAGGAUUGAGGAGAAACUAUACUGGUAUGGGCAAAAUCCAGUGGUCAGCUCUAAACUGACAUGA